AUGGAUAAGAAAAAUGAACUGAAUGACAAACUCGAUUCACCCGAGGAUUGCUCCUUGGGUACUCUGACGAUGGAGGACAAGAGAUUGCUUCGCAAAGUGGAUUGGCAUAUCUUGCCCAUCAUGUUCUUCACAUACUUUCUACAAAUGAUUGACAAGAUUUCCAUCAACCUUCACAUAGCUGACACCAGGAAGUACGCGAAUGUGAUGGGACUUCAAGGCGAUUUGGGGAUGGCUGGAAAUGACUUCUCCUGGCUGGCAACCGCUUUCUUCAUCGCUUAUGCAGUGGCUGAAAUUCCCCAAGGAGCUCUCCUACAGAAGUUCCCAGUCUCGAAAGUCCUUGGAGUCAAUGUAUUUUGCUGGGGGAUCAUUCUUUGCUGUUCAUCCGCGACGAAAAACUUCAGCGGAAUGCUUGCUCUUCGUGUGCUUCUUGGUUUGAUGGAGGCUGUUAUCGCCCCGUCCCUGACCAUGUACACGAGUAUGUGGUAUACCCGUGCAGAGUCGACACCGCGAUAUGGAUUUUGGUAUUGUGGUCUUGGUAUGGGCCAGAUUAUCGGCGGGUUGGUCUCUUUUGCCGCUCAACAUGCAUCCACAAGCUUGUCCUUUGGUGGAUGGCGCAUUAUGUUUGUGGCAAUCGGAGCUGUCAAUAUCUUAGCGUCUUUGCUGGUCCUUUUUAUUCUCCCUGAAAGUCCUGCCGAGGCCAAGUUUCUCAGUGAGGAGGAAAAGCAGCGUAUUUCCCAACGAUUGUCAGAGGACGCGGCUGGUGUUGGAGACAAGGUCUUCCGCUGGCGAUCUGUCCUAGAGGCCUUUGCAGACCUGCAAACCUGGUUACUAGUUCUGCUGACAGUUCUCAUCACCAUACCCAGUGGCGUGAUAACAACAUUUUCGGCCAUUUUAAUCAAAGGAUUCGGAUACAACUCGAAGGAGAGUGCGCUAUUAAAUAUGCCCAGUGGGAUUGUGAGCAUAUUUUCUACAAUGGCAUCUACAUAUGCCAUUGCCAAAGGGUUCUCACGCUGGCUUGCAAUCGACAUUUUACUGAUUCCAACUCUCCUGGGCUCGUGUCUCAUGUCUUUUCUGCCGAGUGAAAACAAGGGAGGCUGUCUAGCUGGCAUUUAUUUGGUCAACACAACCGUUGCCCCGCUUGGUAUUAUAUAUGCUUGGACGGGCGCCAACUUCAAAGGAUACACUAUGAAGGUUUCUGGCGCGGCAAUUAUAUCGGCUGCAUUCAGCAUCGCCAACAUCAUCGGUCCUCAAACAUUCCAAGCUAAAGACGCUCCCCGGUACAUUCCAGCUAAGAUCACACUGGUCGCGGUAAACGCAGCUGCCAUUGUUGUAUCUACAGUCCUUCGGAUGCUUUAUGCCCGACGCAAUUCCAACGCGGAUCGCCUGGGGACACCAGCAAGGAGCAAAAUGGAGGCUCGUCUAAGUGACAGCCAUACGAACGAUGUUCACGAUGACACGAACUUCCGUUAUGUGCUCUAA
Molecule: messenger RNA, 1479 nt
Organism: Penicillium manginii
Lineage: Eukaryota; Fungi; Ascomycota; Eurotiomycetes; Eurotiales; Aspergillaceae
Exons: 6
Coding region: 1-1479 (492 amino acids)
Biological process (GO): transmembrane transport
Cellular component (GO): membrane
Molecular function (GO): transmembrane transporter activity
Source: RefSeq, a predicted model, not a curated record